CUGGUGGCACUGACUGGCAGCACUGGUGGGUGGGCACAGGUGGGCGGCACUGGUGGGUGGGCACAGGUGGGCGGCACUGGUGGGUGGGCACAGGUGGGUGGCACUGGUGGGCACAGGUGGGUGGCACUGCUGGGCACAGGUGGGUGGCACUGCUGGGCACAGGUGGGUGGCACUGCUGGGCACAGGUGGGUGGCACAGGUGGGUGCACUGCUGGGCACAGGUGGGUGCUCUGCUGGGCACAGGUGGGCGGGGCUAGUGGGCGCACUGCUGGGCACAGGUGGGCGGAACUUGCGGGUGGCACUGCUGGGCACCGAUCAUCAGGGCACUGAUCAUCACGUGUCAUUGGACACCGCUGAUCACGUGGUAAAAGGCCGCUGUGAUUGG
Molecule: messenger RNA, 384 nt
Organism: Staurois parvus
Lineage: Eukaryota; Metazoa; Chordata; Amphibia; Anura; Ranidae
Source: the annotation of a GenBank genome assembly